Rotaria sordida is the source of this 636-nucleotide messenger RNA. NCBI's taxonomy places the organism in Eukaryota, Metazoa, Rotifera, Eurotatoria, Philodinida, Philodinidae. The record is from the annotation of a GenBank genome assembly.
AUGGCAGGAACUACAAUUGAUUUAAACUUGAAUGAUACAGAUGAUAUUGAUGAAACAUUUGUUUCACAUAAAAGUGCCGAUCCUGAAACUGAACAAUUUGAUCAAACAAUUGGUCUUAUUGAAGAUAUGAUUAUGGAUGAAGAAUUUCGUUCUAUACAACAAGCAUUUUUAACAAAAUAUGCACAUGAAUUUGAUCCUGAUUUGGAUGAAAAUAAAUUAAUUUAUACUGAUAUUCAUCGAGAAUAUUUAACAAUAGUUGAAGAUUUUGUUAUAAAUAAAAUAAAACGUUCACAACCAAAUUUUAAUCUUGAUCUAUUUAUGAAACAAUUAGAAUCUCGACAAGAAGAAUUAGAAGAAGAAAUAUUUGAAUUUCUUUUAACAUUUACCGAUUUUCUUGCAUUUAAAGAAUGGAUGCUUGAUCAUCGUCGUUCAUUAACAUUACCAAUAUUAGAUAUUAAUUCAUGUUUGCAAUCAAUUAGUUUACCAAGUGCACGUGGAACAAAUCCAACACCAUUACUUGAUCAAGUUAAAUUGGAUGAUGAUAACUCAACAACAAAUCAACAACAAUCAACAUCAUUUGAUUUAGGUAUUACAGGAACAAAAAUAAAAAAACCUCAAGAUCCAAAAAAGAAAUAA